AUGAAAUUCCGCAUUAAAACAAAUGAUCCGGGAUGUAUUGAAUAUUUCUCAAGUAUCGUACAAAUGAUGGCUGGCCUGGCGAAAAAUGUUAUUCUACGCUUGAAUAAAGGUCAAUUUUCAUUUGCUAUUAAAGAACGUAUUGUAUUCGGUGGGAUUACAGCAUGGUGUGAUGUAGAACAUGCAGUCUUGUUUCCUGAACGUAUAUGUGAAGGUAUUUCACCUGAUCAAGAUGAAAUAUUCCUUGAAGUAAUUAUUGAUCAUUUGCUGCAUUGUAUUCGUUCAAAUGCACAAUCUGCUGCUGGUCACAAUUCAUUGUACAAUACAACUUCUUCAUCUAACUCAGGCAUGAAUAAAUCACGAAUUGGAUCGAGUUCUAUUACUGGAAUGGUGAAUACAUUUGAUCAGUCUACAUGUCGACUACUUGGCUUGAAAAUUAAAUUGGUUCGACGUAAAACGCCUUGUUUAGCAAUUGAAUUAGAACAGUCAAGCGUUACAGGUCGUCCACGUUCUGUUUGGCAUUUUAUUCCUGUACAAGUUGUUCCUCCACGUUUAUGGGAUGAAUUUAUUGAACCGACAGAUCCAGACUUCGAUGUGAGCAUUUUCUUUCCUCCGGUGAAAACUUUACGUCCAUUUGUUGAUCGUAUGAAGAGAUUUGCAAAAUUUGUUAUAAUCAGCGCUAAUGGUUCAGGUGAAUUAAAUUUCGGCGUGAAUGUUGAAACGCUUGCCUGCGUUAAAUUGACCUUUAGAGGUUUAAAAGCACGUAGUUGGAUGACAGAAGAAUCACCUACAGAGAUCAAUGAUUCAAUAGACGAUGCCCGGAGUGUUACCUGGGAAUCCAACUCUCAUUAUCAUCAUCAUCAUAAUGAUGAUGUUGAUAUGGAUAGAUCACAGAAUGAAAAUCUAAAUAAGAAAUUUGUUUCAGUCAGUUUAGAUAUACGACGUAUUGGACAGUUGUUAUCAAGUCUGAAGACUAUUCCCAGUUGUUUUGUUUGCAAUAUAAUUCACGAAAGAUUGGCUCAAUUUCUAUUGUUAUUCGACAAUCAUAAGCUUAAAUUCAACAUUCCAGCUUCUAAUUUAUAG
Messenger RNA from Trichobilharzia szidati, 1080 nucleotides. The record is from the annotation of a GenBank genome assembly. NCBI's taxonomy places the organism in Eukaryota, Metazoa, Platyhelminthes, Trematoda, Strigeidida, Schistosomatidae.